AUGGCGCCCCAGGACGCCGACGAGUGGCUGUCGUCGUUCAUCACAUUUGCUGAGACCUGGCCCGCGUGCAUCGUCGUGAGCGACAUGACGAUCCCCGGCGCGCCGAUGGUCUACGUGAACCCCGAGUUCUGCCGCGUGACCGAGUACCCGCGCGAGGAGGCCGUCGGGCGGAACUGCCGCUUCCUCCAGGGCCCCGACACGGAGCCAGAGUCGAUCCAGGUCAUCCAGGAGACGCUCUGCAAGGGCGAGGACUGCCACGUGCUCCUCACGAACUACCGCAAGUCGGGCGACAAGUUCAAGAACCUCCUCUCCAUGCGGCCCGUCUACGACGCGGACGACGUCUACCGGUACACGAUCGGCGUCCAGUUCGAGGUC
Aureococcus anophagefferens is the source of this 375-nucleotide messenger RNA. RefSeq lists its product as hypothetical. Gene Ontology annotation, cellular component: nucleus. The annotation marks the transcript as partial. The transcript has a single exon. NCBI's taxonomy places the organism in Eukaryota, Pelagophyceae, Pelagomonadales, Pelagomonadaceae. The record is from RefSeq and is a predicted model, not a curated record.